UAAUUUAAUUUUAUAUUAAUUUGGUGGAUUUUUGUGUUGGUGCAUCUCAUUUUUUAAUUAUAAAUUUCCUUUCAAUUUGCACACUGCAAUUAGAUUAGAAAUAAGAAUUAAUUUUGGUGAAAUAUCAGCUACCAGAAAAGAUACUAACUUACUAUCAAUAAAAUGUCUGCAACCGAAGGAAAAGUCAUCAAGUGCCGUGCUGCUGUUGCUUGGGAAGCUAAAAAACCAUUAUCUAUUGAAGAAAUUGAAGUAGAUCCACCAAAGGCCAAUGAAGUUCGUAUAAAAAUUCUAUCGACUGGUGUCUGUCACACCGAUGCCUACACUUUGGAUGGCUGUGAUCCCGAGGGUAUUUUCCCUGUUAUUUUAGGCCAUGAAGGUGCCGGUAUUGUUGAAAGUGUCGGCCCUGGAGUGACAAAAUUCAAAGCUGGCGACCACGUCAUUCCAUUGUACAUUCCUCAGUGCAAUGAUUGUAAAUUCUGUCGCAGUCCUAAAACAAAUUUAUGUCAAACAAUUCGUUUGACUCAAGGCAGAGGAGUGUUGCCGGACGGCACUUCUCGAUUUCGGUGUAAGGGGAAAUCGCUGUUCCAUUUUAUGGGAACAUCAACUUUUACCGAAUAUACUGUUGUUGCUGAUAUAUCUGUUUGCAAGAUUAAUGAAAAAGCACCCUUCGACAAAGUUUGUUUAUUGGGUUGCGGUAUUCCAACUGGUUAUGGAGCAGCUUUAAAUACCGCAAAGGUGGAACCCGGAAGUACCUGUGCAGUAUGGGGCCUAGGUGCUGUCGGUCUUGCGGUUGCAAUGGGAUGCAAGAAAGCCGGAGCAUCGAAAAUCUACGGCAUCGAUAUUAAUCCGGAUAAAUUUGAAGUUGGCAACAAAUUCGGAAUCACUGACUUUAUAAAUCCAAAAGAUCACGAAGGAAAGGGUCCAAUUCAAAAUGUUCUAGUUGAUCUUUUAGAUGGUGGAUUUGAUUAUUCAUUUGAAUGUAUUGGCAAUGUAAAUACAAUGCGUGCCGCACUCGAGUCCACUCAUAAGGGUUGGGGUGUUUCGGUUAUAAUUGGUGUUGCUGCAUCUGGCCAAGAGAUCAGUACACGUCCGUUCCAACUUGUUGUCGGUCGGACAUGGAAGGGCACAGCUUUUGGUGGAUGGAAAAGUGUUGAAUCAGUUCCAAAGUUAGUUGAUGAAUAUUUGGCUAAAGAAUUGAUGGUUGAUGAAUUCGUUACGCACAAUAUGGAAUUGAAUGACAUCAAUAAAGCAUUCGAUCUUAUGCACGAAGGCAAGAGCAUUCGUAGUGUUGUUAAAUUGUAAAGGUUUUUAUUAUUGCACACUUUUUUUGUAAACAAUUUUGUAUUGAAAUAUUUUUGUAUGAUUAAAUGAAAAAAGUGAA
Messenger RNA from Episyrphus balteatus (marmalade hoverfly), 1381 nucleotides. It is a transcript of the gene Fdh, whose product is annotated as alcohol dehydrogenase class-3. Gene Ontology annotation, molecular function: zinc ion binding; S-(hydroxymethyl)glutathione dehydrogenase [NAD(P)+] activity. Gene Ontology annotation, biological process: formaldehyde catabolic process. The transcript is spliced from 4 exons. The record is from RefSeq and is a predicted model, not a curated record. Gene Ontology annotation, cellular component: cytosol. The coding region runs from base 163 to 1302 and encodes 379 amino acids. NCBI's taxonomy places the organism in Eukaryota, Metazoa, Arthropoda, Insecta, Diptera, Syrphidae.